AUGUUAAAACUUCAAUUAGACAAACUUUUAUUGAUGAACAGAAUGCAAGAUCGACUUCAAUUCGAAUAUCAACCAAUGCAAGAAUAUAUAGAACAACUUAUAUCCACUGAUAACAAAGAAAAAGAAGCGAAAUCAAAUGGUUUAAGAUAUGUUUCACAUCGAUAUCAAUUUGAAAAAGCGAUUGAAUAUUUUGAAAAGAAGUUUAUUGAAGAUGGAACAACUUCAGAUGAAAAUAUUCUAAACAAAAAACAAUUUCAAGUAGAUGUACAAUUAAAAAAGAUUUUUCCAGAUCAUACAGACGUUUAUCAUGUUCCACAUGGACAAUCAGAUCAAGACAUUGCUAGACAUUUUAUUAAUGAAAUUGGUACUGAUGAUCCAUUUUAUAUUGUUGAUGUUUCUCAUUAUCCUAAACAAUAUAUGAAAUGGAAAUGUUAUUUUCCUGACAUUCAAGUUUUCUAUGCAAUGAAAACAAAUGAUAAUGAUUUUCUAAUUAAAAUCAUUGAGAGAUUAGGUGGUGGAUUUGAUUGUGCAUCGAUCAAUGAAUUAAAAACAGUUCUAGCAUUAUGUCCAGAUAUUGAUUGUUCAAAAAGAAUCAUUUAUGCUCAUCCAUGUAAACCCAUAUCACAUAUAAAGUAUUUUCAAGAAAAAAAUGUUCAAUUAACAGUUGUUGAUAAUGAAGAUGAAUUGAUAAAACUUGAAAAACAUUGGCCAAAUGUUCAAAUAUUGAUUCGUUUGAAAACUAAAGAUUCAAAAUCAUUAAUCUCAUUUUCAGAUAAAUUUGGUGCGAAUGAACAUAUUGCCACUCGAUUGUUUCAGUUAGCUAAAAAACUAAAUCUAAAUAUCGUGGGAUGUGCAUUUCAUGUUGGAACAGGAUGUUAUGAUGAUAAUGCAUUUCAACAUGCUUUACAAUUUGCUCAACAAAUAUUCCACAUUGCAAAAAAAUAUCAAUUUCAUCUCACUAUUUUAGAUAUUGGAGGUGGUUUUCCAGGAUUUGAUGAAGAUCAUAGACCAUCUUUUUCACAAUUAGCACAAACAAUUCAACAAUCAUUAGAUGAAUACUUUCCACAAAGAGAAAAUAUUCAAAUCAUAGCUGAACCUGGAAGAUAUUUUGCUGCUGCUUCGAUGGAUCUCGUAGCAUCGAUCAUUGCUUGUCGAUCAAAUAAUAAAGAUUAUUUGAAUUUUUCAUCAAAAGAAGAAAAAGAAAAUGUAGACAAAGAUCUGAUUGAUAAUAUUUAUUAUAUUAAUGAAAGUACAUAUGGAUCAUUAUCUAAUAUUCUAUAUGAAAAUACGACAUAUAGUAUUACUUGUCUAAGAAAAGAACAUUCUCAAUUAGUUGAACAUGAUGAAACGAAAUAUAAAUCAAUUGUUUAUGGUCCAACAUGCGAUUCAUUAGAUAUUGUUUCAUUAGGAGUCGAUUUACCCUUGCUGAAUAUUGGUGAUCAUCUUCUUUUUUAUCAUGUUGGUGCUUAUUCAAGUAGUCUUUCAAUGAAAUUUAAUGGAUUUCAAACAACAAAAUAUUAUUAUAUUUGGAAAGACUAA
This is a messenger RNA of Adineta steineri, 1539 nucleotides long. The record is from the annotation of a GenBank genome assembly. Lineage: Eukaryota; Metazoa; Rotifera; Eurotatoria; Adinetida; Adinetidae.